GUGGGGAUGGGGUCGCAGACGCUGCAGAUCCUCCGGCAGGGGGUGUGGGCCGCGCUCAGCGGGGGCUGGUACUACGACCCGCACCAGGCCACCUUCGUGAACGCGCUGCACCUCUACCUGUGGCUCUUUCUGCUCGGCCUGCCCUUCACCCUCUACAUGGCUCUUCCUUCUUCCAUGAUUAUCGUAGCAGUUUACUGUCCUGUGAUAGCCGCUGUUUUCGUUGUUCUGAAAAUGGUCAACUACCGACUCCACAGAGCCCUGGACGCCGGAGAAGUCAUAGAGAGGAACGCGCAUGAGUUCCCAGAUCAGCGAGCUAAGGCUGAGCAAGGCAACUGUUCAACCAGAAGAAAAGACAGUAAUGGACCGAGUGAUCCUGGUGGAGGGAUUGAAAUGUCUGAGUUCAUUCGAGAGGCCACACCUCCAGUUGGUUGCAGUUCAAGAAAUUCUUACGCUGGCCUAGAUCCAAGCAACCAGAUUGGAUCUGGUUCCUCUCGUCUUGGAACAGCAGCAACUAUUAAAGGAGAUACAGACACCGCUAAGACGUCUGAUGAUAUCAGUUUAAGUCUGGGCCAGAGCUCUAGUCUUUGUAAGGAAGGAAGUGAAGAACAAGAUCUGGCAACUGAUCGGAAGCUCUUCCGUCUGGUCUCCAAUGAUUCCUUCAUCUCCAUUCAGCCUUCCUUAUCCUCCUGUGGGCAGGACUUACCAAGGGACUUCAGUGACAAAGUGAGCUUGCCGAGUCACAGCCACCACCACCACAUCGAUCAGUCUCUGUCCAAUGCCUGUGAUACGGAAGUAGCUUCUCUCGUCCCUUUACAUUCACACUCUUACAGAAAAGAUCACCGGCCACGAGGGGUACCACGGACUUCUAGCUCUGCGGUGGCUUUCCCAGAUACUUCCCUGAAUGACUUUCCCCUCUAUCAGCAAAGACGGGGCUUGGAUCCAGUUAGUGAGUUAGAAUCUUCCAAGCCUCAUUCUGGAUCCAAAGAAUCCUUGGUGGAAAAUUCUUGUUUGUCUGGGGAAUUUCAGCUUGUUGCUGAGCUGAAAAACAGUAAUUCUCAUCCACCUCCAAGAAGUGGGAAGAGCAAACCUUUGAAAGCAGACAAAAGCAUGGACAGCCUGAGGAGCCUGAGCACACGGAGUAGCGGGUCAACAGAGAGCUACUGCAGUGGGACGGACCGUGACACCAACAGUACGGUCAGCAGCUACAAAAGUGAGCAGACCAGCUCAACUCACAUAGAGAGCAUCCUGUCGGAGCAUGAGGAGUCUCCUAGAGGAGGACAGAAAGGUGGCAGGAAGAAAGAGGGCUGUGCUGACCCAGAGGACAAGAGUAGCUGUACCAGUGACAAAAGGACUAGCAGCGAGAAGACCGCCGUGGAAGUGAGUACCAACAGUGGGGUUCAAGAGCCCAAGGAGUCCAGUACCUCCGAUGACGUGCACAAUCAGAGAGGCCUCAGCACCUCUGCGUCGGAAGAAGCCAAUAAAAAUCCCCACGCGAACGAGUUUACGUCACAGGAGGACAGACCACUCGAGAAAACUGCCGAAGACAAAGAGGAGCAGAGUGAGAAGUCCACUGUUCCAGGGGACACCAAAGUUGCUAAAGACAGUAGUGGAAAGCAAAAGGAAGGGGACGUACGGCCUAAAUCGUCGAGCUUGAUCCACCGGACAGCCUCUGCCCAUAAAUCAGGCCGGAGACGGACAGGGAAAAAACGGGCCAGCAGUUUCGAUUCAAGUCGGCACAGGGACUAUGUUUCCUUUCGAGGUGUUGCUGGCACAAAGCCACACAGUGCUAUAUUCUGUCACGACGAGGACUCGAGUGACCAAAGUGACUUGAGCAGAGCGUCGAGUGUUCAGUCUGCCCACCAGUUCAGCAGCGAUAGCUCUUCUAGCACCACUUCUCAUUCGUGUCAGUCUCCUGAGGGCAGGUACAGUGCCCUAAAGACCAAACACAUCCCUAAAGAAAGGGGUGCUGACUCCGAGCACGCACACAAAGCCCACCUGGGUCCUGACGGAGCUGGCAAAAAGCGGACAGCACGUCGGACUUCCAGCACAAACAGUGCCAAGACUCGGGCCCGGGUGUUGAGCCUGGACAGUGGCACGGUGGCGUGUUUGAAUGACUCCAACAGGCUGAUGGCACCCGAAAGUAUAAAACCCUUAACCACUUCAAAAUCAGAUCUCGAGGCCAAAGAGGGAGAGGUGCUAGAUGAGCUAUCUUUAUUGGGCCGGGCUUCCCAGUUAGAGACGGUCACUCGGUCGAGGAAUAGCUUGCCAAGCCCGGUUGCGUUUCCUGAAGGCGAGGAGCAGGAUGCAGGCGGUGGAGAACAAAAUCUUGGCAUGCUGGUGUUAGCAUCAUCCUUGGCUGACAUGGAAACGGCACAGGCCAGCGAGGAGGCAGUGUCCUUUCGCCGCGAACGCAGCACAUUUAGGCGCCAGGCAGUUCGGCGCCGGCACAAUGCAGGGAGUAACCCUACCCCUCCUACAUUGCUCAUCGGAUCGCCCCUAAGCCUUCAAGAUGGUCAGCAAGGCCCGCAGUCCACAGCCCAGGUCAAAGUCCAGUCCCGCCCCCCUUCCCAGGCUGCAGUGCUCAGUGCUAGUGCGUCCUUGCUGGUGAGAAAUGGGAGUAUCCACUUAGAAGCCUCACAUGACAAUGCAUCUGCUGUAGGCGGCAGCAGCUUGCACGGUGAACUUGGUAAGUUCUCUUCUACGCUUUAUGAGACUGGUGGCUGUGAUAUGUCACUUGUGAAUUUUGAACCAGCAGCAAGAAGAGCAUCCAAUAUCUGUGACACGGAUUCUCAUGUAUCCAGUUCUACCUCAGUUCGAUUUUAUCCACAUGAUGUGCUCUCUCUUCCGCAGAUUCGAUUGAACAGACUAUUGACCAUCGAUACAGAUUUGCUGGAGCAACAAGACAUCGAUCUAAGCCCUGACUUGGCAGCUACUUAUGGUCCAACAGAAGAAGCUGCUCAAAAGGUCAAACACUAUUACCGCUUCUGGGUCUUACCCCAGCUGUGGAUCGGCAUUAACUUCGACAGACUCACACUUCUGGCCCUGUUUGAUAGAAAUCGUGAAAUUCUGGAAAAUGUGUUAGCUGUCAUCCUGGCUAUUCUUGUGGCUUUUUUGGGAUCUAUUCUUCUCAUACAAGGCUUCUUCAGAGAUAUCUGGGUCUUCCAGUUCUGCCUAGUGAUAGCCAGCUGUCAAUACUCACUACUUAAGAGUGUUCAACCAGAUUCUUCUUCUCCCAGACACGGCCAUAAUCGUAUCAUUGCCUACAGUAGACCAGUUUAUUUCUGUUUGUGUUGUGGUCUUAUUUGGCUCUUGGAUUAUGGUAGCAGAAACCUUACUACAACCAAGUUCAAAUUAUAUGGAAUAACUUUCACUAAUCCCCUGGUGUUUAUAUCAGCCAGGGAUUUAGUUAUAGUGUUUACACUCUGUUUCCCAAUAGUAUUUUUCAUUGGUCUCCUGCCUCAGGUGAAUACAUUUGUAAUGUACCUUUGUGAGCAAUUGGAUAUUCAUAUCUUUGGUGGUAAUGCCACUACAAGCUUGCUUGCAGCACUUUACAGUUUUAUCUGCAGCAUUGUGGCAGUUGCCUUACUGUACGGAUUGUGUUAUGGCGCUUUAAAGGAUUCCUGGGAUGGCCAGCAUAUUCCAGUACUUUUCUCCGUUUUUUGUGGUUUGUUAGUGGCAAUAUCCUAUCAUCUCAGCCGACAAAGCAGUGAUCCAUCUGUACUUUUCUCUUUGGUGCAAUCCAAGAUUUUUCCAAAAACAGAAGAGAAAAAUCCAGAAGACCCUCUGUCUGAAGUAAAAGAUCCACUGCCUGAAAAACUUAGAAAUUCUGUUAGUGAGCGUUUACAGUCUGACCUAGUAGUAUGCAUCGUAAUUGGUGUGCUGUAUUUUGCUAUUCAUGUAAGCACAGUGUUCACAGUAUUGCAGCCUGCUCUCAAGUAUGUGUUGUAUGCAUUGGUCGGCUUCGUGGGUUUUGUAACCCAUUAUGUGCUGCCUCAGCUUAGAAAACAGCUGCCAUGGCACUGCUUCUCCCACCCUCUGCUGAAGACAGUGGAGUACAACCAGUACGAAGUUCGGAAUGCAGCCACUAUGAUGUGGUUUGAGAAACUUCACGUGUGGCUUCUUUUUGUGGAGAAGAAUAUCAUCUAUCCAUUGAUUGUUCUCAAUGAACUCAGUAGCAGUGCAGAGACAAUUGCUAGUCCAAAAAAACUGGAUACAGAAUUAGGUGCUUUAAUGAUCACCAUUGCUGGUCUGAAGUUGCUACGGUCCUCUUUUAGCAGCCCUACAUAUCAGUAUGUUACAGUCAUCUUUACUGUGCUCUUUUUCAAAAUUGACUAUGAAGCAUUUUCAGAGACUAUGCUGUUGGAUCUCUUCUUCAUGUCCAUACUCUUCAACAAGCUUUGGGAACUCCUUUAUAAGUUGCAGUUUGUAUACACUUACAUUGCCCCCUGGCAAAUUACAUGGGGUUCUGCUUUCCAUGCUUUUGCUCAGCCCUUUGCCGUGCCCCAUUCAGCCAUGUUGUUUGUUCAGGCUGCUGUAUCUGCCUUUUUUUCUACUCCACUAAAUCCCUUUCUGGGAAGUGCAAUAUUCAUCACUUCAUAUGUUCGACCUGUGAAAUUCUGGGAGAGAGACUAUAACACAAAACGGGUGGAUCACUCAAAUACCAGAUUGGCUUCCCAGCUUGAUAGAAAUCCAGGAUCAGAUGACAACAAUCUGAAUUCCAUCUUUUAUGAACAUUUAACCAGAUCCCUACAACACAGUCUCUGUGGUGAUUUGCUCCUAGGACGAUGGGGAAAUUACAGUACAGGCGACUGUUUCAUUCUUGCCUCUGACUACCUCAAUGCAUUAGUACACCUUAUAGAGAUAGGCAAUGGGUUGGUCACUUUCCAGCUGCGGGGACUUGAAUUCAGAGGUACUUACUGUCAACAACGGGAAGUGGAGGCCAUUACUGAAGGCGUUGAAGAAGAUGAAGGAUUUUGCUGUUGUGAACCUGGACAUAUUCCUCAUGUGCUUUCAUUUAAUGCUGCGUUUAGCCAGCGCUGGCUAGCUUGGGAAGUGAUCGUCACUAAGUAUAUUCUGGAAGGUUAUAGUAUCACUGACAACAGUGCUGCCUCUAUGCUCCAAGUCUUUGACCUUCGGAAAGUACUCACCACUUACUAUGUCAAGGGUAUCAUUUAUUAUGUUACAACUUCUUCUAAACUGGAGGAGUGGCUAGCCAAUGAGACAAUGCAGGAAGGACUACGUCUGUGUGCAGAUCGAAAUUAUGUUGAUGUGGACCCAACAUUUAACCCAAACAUCGAUGAAGACUAUGACCAUCGACUGGCUGGCAUAUCCAGAGAGAGUUUUUGUGUAAUUUACCUCAACUGGAUAGAGUACUGCUCUUCCCGAAGAGCAAAGCCACUGGAUGUAGACAAAGAUUCAUCCCUAGUGACUCUUUGUUACGGACUUUGUGUUCUGGGACGGAGAGCUCUGGGGACUGCAUCCCACCAUAUGUCCAGUAAUUUAGAGUCAUUCCUCUAUGGAUUGCAUGCCCUAUUUAAGGGAGAUUUCCGUAUUUCUUCAAUUCGAGAUGAAUGGAUCUUCGCUGACAUGGAAUUGCUAAGGAAAGUAGUCGUCCCGGGAAUCCGCAUGUCCAUUAAACUUCAUCAGGAUCAUUUCACUUCUCCAGAUGAGUAUGAUGACCCUACUGUGCUCUAUGAAGCCAUUGUGUCUCACGAAAAGAACCUCGUAAUAGCCCAUGAAGGGGACCCUGCAUGGCGGAGUGCAGUCCUUGCCAACUCUCCCUCCCUUCUCGCUCUGCGGCAUGUCAUGGAUGACGGCACCAAUGAAUACAAGAUCAUCAUGCUCAACAGACGCUACCUGAGCUUCAGGGUCAUUAAGGUUAAUAAGGAAUGCGUCCGAGGUCUUUGGGCAGGACAACAGCAAGAGCUUGUUUUUCUACGUAACCGUAAUCCAGAAAGAGGUAGCAUCCAGAAUGCCAAACAAGCUCUGAGAAACAUGAUAAACUCAUCUUGUGACCAACCUAUUGGCUACCCAAUCUUUGUCUCACCCCUGACAACUUCUUACUCUGACAGCCAUGAACAGCUUAAAGAAAUCCUUGGGGGACCCAUCAGUUUGGGAAAUAUCAGAAACUUCAUAGUGUCAACCUGGCACAGGUUAAGGAAAGGGUGUGGGGCCGGCUGUAACAGCGGUGGCAAUAUUGAAGAUUCUGACACUGGAGGCGGAAUGUCCUGCACUAGCAACAGUGCAGUGAGCGCCAGUGACCCCCACAGCACUGUGUCCCAGGGAAGCACUGGAAAUCCAGGGCAAGGGUCAGGAGCUGGACUCCAUCCACCGGUCACAUCUUAUCCUCCAGCACUAGGCACUAGCCACAGCUCCCACUCCGUGCAGUCAAGCCUGGUCAGACAGUCCCCCGCUCGUGCCUCAGUGGCCAGCCAGUCUUCUUACUGCUACAGUAGCCGGCACUCGUCCCUCCGGAUGUCCACCACGGGAUUUGUGCCUUGUCGGCGCUCUUCCACGAGUCAGAUAUCGCUUCGAAACUUACCGUCCUCCAUCCAGUCCCGCCUCUCCAUGGUGAACCAGAUGGAGCCUUCCGGUCAGAGCGGCAUGGCCUGUGUGCAGCAUGGCCUGCCUUCUUCCAGCAGCUCCAGCCAGAGCAUCCCAGCCUGCAAACAUCACACUCUCGUGGGCUUUCUUGGGACAGAGGGAGGUCAGAGCAGUGCCACUGACGUCCAGCCAGGCAACACCUUAAGUCCUGCCAAUAAUUCACACGCCAAAAGGGGGGAAGUGAUUUACAGAGUCCAAAUUGUAGAUCCCAGUCAAAUUCUGGAUGGGAUCAACCUGUCAAAAAGGAAGGAGCUGCAGUGGCCUGAUGAGGGUAUUCGGUUAAAAGCUGGGAGAAACAGCUGGAAAGACUGGAGUCCUCAGGAGGGCAUGGAAGGCCAUGUGAUUCACCGAUGGGUGCCUUUCAGCAGAGAUCCAGGUACUAGAUCCCACAUCGACAAGACAGUACUGCUGGUCCAGAUUGAUGAUAAAUACGUGACUGUGAUAGAAACUGGGGUACUAGAACUUGGGGCUGAAGUGUGAGCCAGUGUCGGAUAACUACGGUUCUUUGCCCUCUCCAUUCCAAGUCGUUGGAAGAAGAGAGGAGAGCGUGGAAGAUGCCUGCAGGUAUCCCUUGGCUCUGGUAUGGGAGAGACGGGGACGGAGAGCGGGCUUGGUUCUGCGCCUCGCCUUCGUCCUUCACCCCGACUCCUGUCGCUGUCUCCAUCCCCAAAUAAAGCUGAAAUAUUUUUUUAAGUUAGCUGCCGAGAAAACAUUCUGCAUGAAGGAUACAGUUCUGUUAAAAAUACAUCCUUAAAGAAAGUUUUUUCCUAUGUAUUGCCUAUGCUUUACAUCAACAAACUCUUCAUUUCUAAACUAUGAUCUCAUAUUUUUCUAAUUUCUUUGCCAAAAAUAAUUGCCAUGUUUUGUCACAGAACAUGAAACCCAUUUACCUUGAUUUUUAAGAACAGACCAGUGUAGAAACCUUCAGUUUGACAUUUAGCUGUCUGAACGUUUAAUGUACAGUAAAAGAGACUAUGAACAGACAUAGAUUUAUCUUACUCCUUGAGCGCUAAAAACUUUAAUGAGAAAACUGCACUAAUUUUUUACAACAAUGCACUAAAGUCUGAGAUUUCUCAGAACGUUUAUUUAUAUAUAAAAAUAAAAUACCAUUAUUUAAAUUGCCUUUGGGAUUAAGCCCUUCCCUUUCCCUAAAACAUACAUAGCAGGAACUGUGCUGCUCCUUUUCUGUUAGAGUCUACUUCAUGCCAGUACACUGGGUGUUUCCUUUAAAUGCACACUAGAUCGGAAGACACACUUAGCUUCGCCUUUGGCAUUCCCCAGCGAUAACAGCGCAUUGGUCCUGUGAACACUACUGCCAGCUCCUGUGUCCACAUGUCAGAUAAGCCCUGACACCACGUGUGCCCCAGGCCCUCAGCUUCUCUACACUUGGGGCAAGCUCUGCCGGGCUCAGUUCUGGGAAGAAAAUAUUUUUGUUUUUCAAAGACGAAGAUGAACAUCCAGGAAUUUAAAGAAAGAAUUGAUUGCUUUUCUUUUAAGAGGUAUUAGCUCUUGAAGGGACUCACAUGCAGUUCAGUUAAUCAAGUAAAAUUUUUUCAAGCGAAGUUCUCCAAAUGGUGCAGUUCUGAUUGUUAUAUCCCUCUCUAAAUAACCUUGCCUUUUAUUUUGCUCCUGUCUUCUUUUUCUAUUACUUGAAUUUUAUUUCCUGUAAUUUAUAGUAUGUAGGUGUAAUUUGAGAUAUUUAUAACUGUGAAAUUGACUUAAUAUGUUGUCUCAUAAAUUUUAUUGUUUUUUUUUUUUAAUCUGUGUAUUCAGGGAAAUAUAUAAUUCAGAUUUACAAUCGGGCUGGGUGGAAACUGCAGUUUAGAUUUAAUUUCCAAGUUUUGGCAUUUUUUAGAGCCUCCAAAAAACUUUCCCCUUUUGGGUGAAACUCCAGAGACGACUCUGUGUCUGUCUGAGCAUUCAGGAGCAGCCAUCUUUCUACCCCGCUGUGAGUGGGCGGUGAUAAGAAGCACGUGAAAUUGAUUUUAAUCAUACAGUUUAGCGGAUCCAGUGCGCCCGAAGUGUUCCUCGUUCAGCAUUUGGCACUGGCCAGAUUUCCAGUACGCACUGGCCACAUGUGCCUGGCGGCUCCCGCGUCGGACGGCACAGGCUUCAAGUGUCUUUUGAGGAGGUGACAGGAGAGGGGAGCUGUCUCCCUCCUUGCUCCCCGCUGUUGCUCCUGCGGUGCAGCCUAACACUUGAGUAGAAGGGAGGAAAACUGAGGAAAUCAGUAGCUAAGAAUACACCACCCGACUGCAUUUUCAUCUGUUAGGCCCUUCUCUAAUUAAAAAUUUUUGUGGUAAUUCAGAACCCACUGUGCCUCGUGCUGAUGUUUCCAUACUUCACACUUCGCAAAAUUUACCUGUUUAAAAACAUUUGUUGAGUGAUUUCCUGAACCUUUGCACAAAGGGUAUCUUUGCUAAAUUGACCAAUUAAAAUGUACUUUCCUGAUACUGUCGUGACAUUCUGUAUUCCGUAUUUGCCUCAUUUUGGCAAAUCUGCAGCACGUCAUUAAGGUUCAGGCUGUUAUUUUUUUUUUUCUUCUGAAACUGAAUAUAUAUGAUCUGUCUAACCAUCUCUAUUUAUUUAAGAUAUUCUCAAAGGAGUUAUGAUUCCCGCUGCUUAUUCUCUUUCUGAAAUGAAUAUGAUCCUUUCGUGGCCAUUACCUAAAUGGGAAGAUAAGUGGAGCCCUUUCAGUCUUAAAUGGAAGAUAAUUCAUUUUCCUACACGGGGGAAAGAAUAUCUAAGCUUCAGGUGAUUCAGUCAGAAGAGUUAGAAUUAUUUGUAUUCCUAACCUCCUACCCCCAAUUGUUAAACACGUUGCAUACUCUAAAAAUGCAAGACUAGAUUUUAUACAGAACAUAUAUAUUGCGUCUUGAUUUGGGGUAGCACCUAUGGACAUUCAUCUCAAAGCAAGUCGAAUUUUAUUAUCAGAUAGCCCUUUAGUGAAUUUAUCAAUUAGAAACCCCUAACAGGAGCCCUGUUCUUAUUUUUUUAAGUCUAAAACUGAUAGUCUUUUGAAAGUCAAAAUACUUUUCUAAUAAUUAUAUCAGAGGAAGCAGUGAUAAUCGAAGGAAAGGUUCUUAACAAUAAUUGGACCUGAAUGACUACAUACAAAUAUACAUGCUUCCAUUAAGUUGGAAUCAUUGAUCAUACUGUCUUAUUCUCCCUCCCACCCGACCUUGGAGAACAGUGAGCUGUUUGUUAAGAUUCCCCGAUUAACUUUCCUCAUUUAGUGUGGAAGACUCGAGUAUACAUACACUAGUGUUUUUAGUUCAUAAUUGCUAAAACUUUCAGAGUUCCAUAAUUUGAAAAUAAAAAUAUGGAAUUAAAAUACUAGCUUUUUACGCAUUUCUCUUAAACAGAGUUUCACUGGUAUCUCUCUCGUCUUUUUCUUGCUUGAUUUUGUUUUUUCCUUCUUUUGAGAGAGAGUCCUGGAGUGGAUUAUAAAUUGUUAGCUUUUUCUUUUCUUAUUUCUUUUCAUUCAGUGGCAAAAAUCACUUUAUAACUCAAGAUUAAGCUUUUAGUUAAUCUUCCAGCAUACAACUUCAGUGUGAGCCCUUUUUUUGCACCACUUUCAAUACUUGAUAAAACUUUAAAUGCUCACUUUUUUCUAAAGUAUUCUUAAUUUUCCAAGAGUCCAGAUUCAUAUAAGCUGUUGAUAUUUAAGGGGCUUGGGAGAGUAGGUGGUGAGGCUGUAUAUUUUUAAGGUAAGAGGAAAUUAAUUACCUUUCAGGAGAUUAAUGAACAGACUUCAUCAGUGUUUUGCAUUCUUUGAGUUUCUAUUAUAGGAAGAUGAGCUUCCAUUAAACUUGAAGUAGUUUUAAAAAUAUUUCAAGUAGAUCUGAGAUGCUUCUCCUAAUCCUUGAAACAGAGAUAGUCCAUGUUUCUCUCCUAAGUAAGGUGUGGAAAAUUACUCUGUGUACCAAAUGUCAGGCAAUGAAAAUAGCAGGUUUUUAUGUAGAGACGAAGCUCGUUAGGAAGAUGUGUUUUUCUUCCUGAGUUGCUUUAUUUUUCUAUCUUCUAACAAAAUAUAAAAAAAAAAAAAACCAGCCUCUGAUCUAAGCAAGGGUAGCUUAGCCUUAAUAAAUUCCCCUUUGCUUCCGAGCAGCAUCCUUCGGCCUGUGCUUAGAAACUCUUCAUUUGGCGGAUGGCUGCAUUGAGUCCCUCAUCCAGAACAAGGUCUUUCAACUUAUGAUUUGCCCAGGGUCUAAAAUUAUCUUCUUCUUUUAGUUAACUUUCAAAAAUCUUUCCUCCUAAAUAAAUGACUUGAGAAAAAGAUACCUUAGUAAUUUUGCUUGAGAAGUCUUUGGAUUUAUGUUUACUAGCUAUUAAACUACAAACUACUGCCCACGUUAAUUACUUUUUGUUUAUCUUCCUUAUUCUUUCCUUAAUAUAGACAAUCCCCCACCCUUUUGUUUAAGCCCUCAGGCUUCAUUCUUAUUCUUUUCUGUAGUGUAAUAUAAUUACGCAAACUUCCUUUACCUGGACACAGACCCAGUCCAUUUUCCUUUGAUAUGAUAAAUUGUUCAGAUAAGAUAUACAAAAUCGAUUUUUAUUCCAGAGGCUUUUCUUGUAAUUCUAAAAUGAGUGGAAAAAGAAUGUCAAUCAAGGCUAAAAUGGUACUUGGAACCUGUAAAUGGCCUGUGAACUUUUGGUUUCAGUCUCAUGUGGAAAUUGAGUUUUAUUGAUUUAGAGAAAGAAGAAAAUCAGAUAGGACCAUGUAUUUGUGCAGCAUAAGUUUUAAUAUCACAUUGGUUAUCUGUAGGGGUUCUUAACUAAGUAUUUAAAAACCAGCCUCUCACUUCUUCAUUUCUCUAUUGAAAAAAUCUGGUUGGUAUACACCUAGGCCUUCUCAUUUUUAACUUGUGAAAUGUUUAGGUAAGAACUGUGACUGGAAAGGAAUUAAUUAUUAUACAAAUAGAUCUGGUAGGUAUGUGAGUGGGGCAUUAAUUUUGCUUGAAACAAGUAUAUUUUCUGCUUUGAAUCACCUCAGCAGAGUCAUCUGUCAAAAAAUACGUAUGAUAAGAAUUUCUCCUUACUGCCUAUCAGCCACAUGUUCUUUCUGAAGUAGAGUGGAUAAGUUCUGUUUGCGAGCUAGACUUUAAUAUCUGCCAUUUUUUGGAAGCAACACAACAUUCUUGGGGGGAACGAGAACCGACUGUCAUCGCGAGGUUACGUGACAACUCUGUUGUAAGACUUAUACCUAUUAUAUAGGGUCAGAACUUUUUCUUAUGCCUCAGCUCUGCACCUGACAAUUUAUGAUUCGGUGGAGCCACGUUAGAAGGAACAACAGUCAUGUAAGAUGGUGGGAAGGUUGGAUGCCUGGGUGUUGCUCUCCCGGGUGACACGGUGCCCUGGCAUUCCAAACAGAGUAGCAGGUAGAAAAUGAGAUGGCUGCUCCAGAUGACUCUUGGGUUUGGUGAGACUGUGGUUAAACAAGAUUUUUUAAUAUGUGAAGUUUGAUUCUGCAACCAAAAUAACAGAAAUGUGGGGGAAAUCAUGUCUGCUUAUGCUUUUUAAAGCUUAUAGUUUAAGUAAAAAUAAAUUGUAAAAACUGAUUAAGCCUAUACAAUGAGCUCUGCAUGAGGAAAUGGAAGGAAGAAGACUAACAGUGGUUCAGGAGGAUCUGUGUGAGGAUGGAAAAUGGGUUUCCCUUUUCUGAUCAUGGGCUCUGAAAGCAUUCAUUGCCUUUACCAGCAUUCAGUAUAAACCAGAGAUAAGAAUAUAUGUACUUGCGUGGGUCCGUGAGUGUGUGUGCGUCUGAGUGUUUGUUAUUCUAAAUAGCUUGUAAAUACUGUAGUUGUUUAAAAUGGAAAAUAAAAGCUGAGAUUGUUUUUUUUCUUUGCAAAUAUAUUGCAUUAAAAAUACAGUAUUGACAGUGGAUGAAACACUGCGGAAAUAAAUUUUUUUUCAUUUUG
Molecule: messenger RNA, 12524 nt
Organism: Lutra lutra (Eurasian river otter)
Lineage: Eukaryota; Metazoa; Chordata; Mammalia; Carnivora; Mustelidae
Gene: PCNX1
Product: pecanex 1
Exons: 37
Coding region: 7-7083 (2358 amino acids)
Cellular component (GO): membrane
Source: RefSeq, a predicted model, not a curated record